Molecule: messenger RNA, 2758 nt
Organism: Phascolarctos cinereus (koala)
Lineage: Eukaryota; Metazoa; Chordata; Mammalia; Diprotodontia; Phascolarctidae
Source: RefSeq, a predicted model, not a curated record
GGUCACCGCGCUUUGUUAGCCUGGGGCGCCACCUGCUGGCUGCGAAGUAGCCUGCGGUGGCGGAGGCCCGAGGAGCCCAGGUCGUGGAGACCCCCCGCUGGAGGGGAGGGGGGGCGCAUUUAUGGAGCGGCGACGGUGUGCAGGGCGCCAGGUGUCAUUUCGCCAAGAAAACCCCUUACGGGGUCGCGAGGAGUCGGACACGACCGAACAACUUCAAAUAAGCCAGGCACCGAGCUGGACGCUUAGGGAGACCAGAGCCCAGGCAAGCCCUGACAGUGUAGUUAGAAGAGAUGGGCAGUGAAGGCAAAAACAGCAUGGAGCCCCGGGGGUGCUGAAUUACAGGAGUGGCUAAAUAAAGUUCUUUACCUGGGUGGAUAGAGUGUCAGAGCUGGGGAAAAAAAUCUUCGAAACCAAGAGCAAACCUCUCAUUUUACGAGUUAGGAGAUUUAGUCUAGGGAAGUGCAUAUUUCUUUGGUUUACCAUUUUCCCGGUCCCUUCAUCGACAUACCUUCUAAAGAAUAGUUUUUUUCACUGGGGCAUAAUUAAUCCCUUUUCCUAGUAGCUGAGACAGUCCGUAGGUAUGCUACCAUUUCAAAAAUAAAAUAAUCCUCUAUCUUGGAGGGUAGAAUAUGAUUUAUUUUAUUCCCAUUAGCAAUAGUUGAAAUCCCACACCAAAAGUUUACCUGCAGAGAGGGAAAAUGUUCCUGGUUUUUUAAAACGUCUGUCACCGGUGAAAUGUUUCCAAUUAAGAAAAUUGACAUGAAAGUUAAUCAAGGGAAUAAAAAGUGGAGGCCUAAUUAUCAAAAUGCGUUGUUCAAUUUCCCUUCCUUGUAUCUCUUCCCACAUUUCCCAGCUAAGUUCCUAUCUUCAAAUAAUCAUCCAAAAUAAUGCAUCUUUACAUGUAUUCAAAUGAAGAAGACAGUCUUUAAAUCGGUCUGCUGCAAAUCCUGAGACUCCAAACUCAACCAUCUCGAGAGAAGCCAGUACCCAGUCAUCAUCAGCCACAGCCAGCCAAGGAUAUGUUUUACCAGAAGGCAAAAUCAUGCCAAAUACAGUCUUUGUUGGUGGAAUUGAUGUUAGGAUGGAUGAAACAGAAAUUAGAAGCUUCUUUGCUAGAUACGGUUCGGUGAAAGAAGUGAAGAUAAUCACUGAUCGAACUGGUGUGUCCAAGGGCUAUGGAUUUGUUUCGUUUUAUAAUGAUGUGGAUGUGCAGAAAAUAGUAGAAUCACAGAUAAAUUUCCAUGGUAAGAAGUUGAAACUGGGACCGGCUAUCAGGAAACAAAAUUUAUGUGCCUAUCACGUGCAGCCACGUCCUUUGGUCUUUAACCCUCCACCAGCACCACAGUUUCAUAGUGUCUGGAGUAAUCCAAACACAGAGACAUAUAUGCAGCCUCCAGCAAUGAUGAACCCCAUCACUCAGUAUGUCCAGGCAUAUCCUCCUUAUCCCAAUUCACCAGUCCAGCUCAUCACUGGAUAUCAGCUGCCUAUAUAUAACUAUCAGGUACCUCCACAAUGGCCUGCUGGGGAACAAAGGAGUUAUGUUAUACCUCCGGCUUAUACAGCUGUGAAUUAUCACUGCAGUGAAGUGGACCCAGGAGCUGAAGUCCUGCAGACGGAGUGCUCUGUCCAUGAGGUCACACAGUCCUCUGGGAAUGGCCAACAAAAGAAAUCUGUGGACCGAAGCAUACAGACAGUGGUAUCCUGUUUGUUUAAUCCAGAGACAAGGCUGAGAAAUGCUCUUGUAACACAAGAUGACUACUUCAAGGACAAAAGAGUACAUCACUUUAGAAGAAGUAGGGCUGUGCUUAAAUCCGUUUGAAUCCUCUCUGCUGAAGCUUCCAGUGUUGUGGACAAUAGUUACUGUUUUUGAGUAUUACGAAGAUACAGAGAGUUCCUGUUUUCCACUAUUAUGGAAAGUUAAUUCUGAAUUUUUUGACAACUUAUUGCAAGACUUUCUGAGCAAGUUGUGUUAAUUUUCUUAGUAUGUUGUGUUUAUUUUGCAUUGAAACUAUUCUACUUUGGAUAUUCACUUAGUAAUUGGUUCUAUGUUGAGUUAAAAGGGAAAAAGUCAGUUGAAGUAGACAGGUGUAACGUUAGGGUUUACAUGUUAGUGCUUCAACUGGUACUGAAAUGUUUUUGAGACUUUAAAGACAAAUUGUUGGUUUUCAAAAUUUUGCUUUAUACAAACUUAGUGUUUUGAAAGGUCAGAAUCUUGACAGUUCGACUGUUCUUAGCAUUUAAUCUCCAACAAAUACCUCUUCAGCAGUACGAUAUUUACACUACAGUGCUUUGUGUUUAUAAUUUAAUCCUAGAAAUUUACCACAGAAGCAGACUUUUUAAAACUGCAUUUUUAAUCAGUGGAACCAAAUAUAUAAAGUUGUAGCUUAAUUGAAGACUUCCAGUUCCAAACCCAGUAUUACAUAGCAGAUUCUCUACAGACAAUCCAAUCAUUGGGUGUUAUGUUUAUUAGUUCAAUUUUGCUUACGAAGUACCAGGAGUCCAACAAUAGAUAAUUGAUUGGGAUGGCAAUUAGGGUAAUUCAAAUUCUGGGUGUAAUUUUAAAAACUGAUACUAACCAAACCUUACUAGAUACAUAAGCUUCUCAGUGGGUUACUUUUCUUUUUCUUCUUUUUUUUUCUUUCCUUUUUUUUGUGUUUUUUAUUGCUAAAAUUUACUUCAGUAGCUAUAUCUAAAUUGUGCAAAAUAUUGGCAUUAAAAAGGAUGCUGAAGCUUUUUUUAUGUCACUUAAAGGUUAAUC